Saccostrea cuccullata (small rock oyster) is the source of this 4641-nucleotide messenger RNA. RefSeq lists its product as uncharacterized. The transcript has 3 exons. Bases 166 to 2427 code for a protein of 753 amino acids. The record is from RefSeq and is a predicted model, not a curated record. NCBI's taxonomy places the organism in Eukaryota, Metazoa, Mollusca, Bivalvia, Ostreida, Ostreidae.
AUAAUCAAGAUUCUUUAAAAGAGUUAAAGCUUGUAUCUAUACAACAAUGCAUUCUUGCAAUGUGCAAAGUUUAGAGCCACAGAGGGUUUUCAAACAAGAUUAAGAAAAAAAUAGAAAGACACUGCAAGUUCCCUGUUUGCUAAUCAGGUCGCCUUCAAUGCAGAAAUGAAGUCAUUAACAAAUUGUUGGAUCACGGUUUCCGUCAUUUACUUAAUGCUUGCAUUGGUGUGGAAACAGUCAACAGUCAUGGCUUGCAACCUAUCAGAUGUUGACAUCAGAGUACAUCAAGAAAUGUUUACAUCGGCAAUGGAAGAUGGAAAUGUACAAUUCAUGUAUAUCAAUAUAAGCUCUCCUUCUUUUAGAAACUUGACUAUGAAUGAAACGGAAUGGAAUCCAAUCGUGGAAUGGAUCUGGGUCACUGAAGAAUACAAACAUAUUUUAUCAUAUCCUAUAGAUAUUGAUGUAUUUACAUUUGGGCUGUUGGCACAACAUUUUAAGGUUUUAAAACUUAAUGUGAACAUAGAAAAUAUUUCAGAUUGCAUCAAUCAUACAUUGUGGAAAAAAGUACAAGAAUACUUAUUUAAAGUUCACAAUGACUCAUCCGGUUAUUUUUGUCAUAGAUAUUUUAAAAAUCCGAUCUUGAAAGGAGCAUUAUUUCUCUUAUCUCACGUAACCAUUGGAUACGAGUUUCACUGCUUUCAAAUGAAAGACCAAACUUCUCCUAUCAAUGUUGAGAAAUCUGGGAUUAUUUACAUUACUAUAGCAAUAGUAUUUAUCAUUUUUUCUUUUUAUCCAAUGCUUUUGUCUCAAUCUACCUUUGAAAAAAAAGUAGACAGACAACUACAGAGUUUUACUAAAGCGGACUAUCCUUACACUCCUCGCCGAUUAUUACGAUACAUCAUUUUUCAUACAGGGAAGAAAUUCCAUACAGACAAUAUAUCAGAAAAGCGGAGAUUAUUAAUGAUGAACUAUUUCAGUGGUGUUCGCUUGUCUACUUUAAUAUUUAUUGUAACAGCUGGUGCAUUUGUUACAAAGGCGAUUUUGACAAAUAAUUGUGACGUUUGUAUGCCUCCAAAUGCCCAUUUAUAUAAAACAAUAUACAUAACGGACAUAUAUUAUUAUCAAAAUCUUUUGUCUAUUCCUUUUUUUAGUUGUUUUAGUUUCCUUUUUCUUACGGGGAUUAACAGUAGUAGUGUAAUAUCUUUAGUGUUGUUUGAAGAUAGGUUUCUUUUAAUAGAUUUCUUAUCUUGCAAUUUUUUGCGAUUAGUUCCGGUGUCGUGUUUUUUCAAACACCCAGUAAAAUGUGAGACUGUAUCAUUGCAAGUUGUAAAUAGACUUUAUCUCAUAUUUUCUCUGAAAUUUUGGUUUAAGAUUUAUUUGAUACCACUUGCAAAUGUGAAGAAUUCCAAGUGUCUCAUCCUUUUCAUCUUAUUCUUGUCUCCCAUUAAUUUUUUGUUCAAUGUAUUUUUGAUAAUUAUAUUUUCCGUGUUUCCAAUUCUCAAUCACCUAUACUUUUUCCUAUUUAAUGCAUAUAUAUCUUGUUUACAACAUUGCAACAAGGAUAUCAGCGACUCAGUUUUAUUUAAAAUAUUAUGUUUUAUAACGAGUUUUUUAUUUCUCUUUGUAUGUAUUUACAGUAAUGUAAUAUAUAUGGGGAUGAGUUGCCUCGUACAAUUCGGUAUCUACUUCAUUCUUGUAGCAAUACCACAUUUAUAUUCAACACAACUUCACGUUUUUCUAAUUAUUACUGCGGCUCUUUCUUACAUGAGCAAAUUUUUCCUAGAAUUUUUUCAAUUUUACCGUCUGCUGUUGGAGAAAGUUAUUGACCUUAGUGGUACAAAUGAAAUUCUUAUACAGGAUUUUUAUUUCAUUGUUAAACAGUGUUGUCCUGUUAAAUUGGAAUUAUUUUUCGUAUCCGCAAAAGUAUUGAUGACGUCAUUAUUAUUGGUAAUAAUGUAUCUGACACUUGUUGAAGUUCAUUUUCUCGAUGAUAAAGCUUCUUUUGAUCUAAAUGUAUUUCUAACCUUUGUUUUUAUACUUCUUACACCUGGACUAAUUGAGGUGUUGUUUUUUGAAAGCAAUACUGAUAAAGUUGAAAGCAUGCGUCUCGAUUUAGAAAUGCUUGUUGAACUUUUACAAGAUGAAAACCAUCUCGAACACACCGAACAAGAGCGGGAAGCCGAUCUUGAUAGAGCCAUGAUUAUUGACUUUUCCCAUCCAAAAACUUUUGAGUUUUGGUGCAAACUUCUAUGCAUCUGUUUUUGUGGAUGUUUGAGAAUUCCGGUUGACAAUAAUGGCCAAUGUGAUUAUUGUUGGUCUCUGGAGGAAGUAAAGACUGAUGAUGAUAAAGAAACUUACACCUUGAACUACUUUAACGUGUGUAAAAGACAACAAACUUCAAGAGAAAGUAACACUGAAGAAGUUUAGUAACCAAAAAAUGAAAGUGAGUCUGAAUUCAUUCGAAUACAUGUAAUAACUUACUAUCUUCUUCUCCCAAUCCCUCUGUUGCCUUACCGCCUGAAAUCAAAGACAACAACAAAAAUAGGAUUUGCUUCUUUUCCAUGCAAUUUGCAGGUCUUCCGGCUGAAACCUUUAGAUUUAAGGUCCCGUUUUACUGCUCAAUGACCAUGCAAGGUCUACAUAUAGCUUUUUUGAGUAUAUAGUCGAUUUAAUUUGUGAAAAAAAUCAUCAAAAGAGACAUAAAUCUGCAGUCAAUCAAUUUGCCAAAAAAAAAAAUUUAGACAGAAGCUAAAUCAAGAAAAAAUAAAGAGCAUGACAACUUCAUAUGACUUAAUGACUAUAUUUUAUAACUAGAUUGCCUAGAAAAGAGAUUUGACAUGUAACAAGUCACUCAAUCUUCCAAAAAUGGAGUUUAUAGAUUUCCAAAUGAAAAUUUUUCUCUAUAUGAGGAUGAUUUAAUUUUGGUUGUAACGCUGCAUUGAUUGGAUAAAAACUACUUUAUUUCGUAUCAAAUAGUUUUCCUACGUCACAAUGAAUUCCGUCAAAAACGUAUCAAUCCGCCAGACGUUACAUUCAAAUUUUGUACAUAUUGAAAUAAUUUUUAAGAACUAUCAUCAUUUUUUUUUUACACCAAAAUAAUAAAAAUUAAACUAUAAGGAAUGAAUUUGAUAGCUACCCAUUUUAUACGGUAUAAACUGAGUUGGAACAGUUUCCGCAGUUUCAUAAACUGCUAAGCAUAAACUGCCCCAACCCAGUUUACAGCGUAAAAAUAAGGUAGCUAUUAAAUUAAUUCCUUAAAUAAAUAAAUAAUACUUAUUUAUUCUAGCAAAUACUUUGCCAUUAGAGGUUACUGUGUAAAAGCAAGCUAAAUACUUUGAUCAAUUUUAAACCUGAACGUCAAAUAUUCCAAAGAAAAAGGAAGCUCAAAUCUCUUAAGAUAGUGCUUGCUAAUCCUUAUCGUUUAGAUGUUAAAUUUCCUUAUUUCCAGAUCACUUAGAAAGUGUUAUAUCGCCAGAGAGUUCAAAAUACCAUUAUUUAAAGGAACUAUCGAACAAUUUUACAUAAGUAUAAUUGAUUGAUUGUGUGUUGUUAAACGUCCCUCUCAAGAAUUUAUUAUUAUUUCAAAAUUGUUUCUAUGCGUAUACAGUUCAGAAAUGAGAAUUGUAGACAUUUGUUGAUUCUUCUCAGAAAAACAAUUUCAUUCAAUUCAAUAGUUUCAUUGUUCAUGUUGUUUAUUUGCAAUAUCAUAUCUGAGUAAGCUCCGCCCAUUUAAUUAUUAAACCCCGCCCUCUGGGACUGCUUGGACUUCCGGGACUGCUCUAUGUCAGGUUAGGUUUGGUCUGUACUGUAUAUGUUAUAAAAAACUACGUUAAUAACAAGAAAAACUAUUCCUCCUCGGCACUUUGCUAUAAGCUUCUUUCAAUUUCAUGCUUAUUAAGCAUACAUAAAACAAACAAACUUUUUUCAGAAAUCAGCAUUAUUUUUCAUAGAUUUACAUUUAAAUUGGUAACCCGAAUAAUGUUUACCAAGUAGAGUGGAAGAAUUAUAUAAGAUUUUGUCAUAAGGUUAAAAUAUUGUGCAAAAUUUUGUAUGGAAUUAUAUAGAAGGCAAAACAAAAUCUUAUAUCUAAGCACCAAGGAAAACCUACGAUUUCUUUAUAAAUCAAAGAUUUAUUAUUUAUGUCAUUUUAAAUCAAAAUCAGUCAAAAAAUAUAUAUCAACCCGUGUAUCCAUUUUUUGUUUGUGGUAAGUACCCUUAAUGUAAUAUUUAUUAUCAUGAAACAUUAAACUGACUAACUUAAGAUUCUAUGACAGGGGACCGGAUUUGAACAUUUAUUAAUUUUUCGUAAAAUUUACAUUUUUGAACUAUAUUCUUGAUUUCUUUUUAUAUAAUGUAUACUCAUGGAUACUGUACAUGUAGGAACAUUCAUUUAUAUAUUUUUUCUUUUAUUUAGCACUUGAUGUAAGAUUGGUUUUCUACACACAUUGUGUACUUCUAUUUGAUUUUAUUGAAUUACGCACGUGUUUUAUAAUAUAAUAUCCAAUUGUUUUUGCUAUAUAUGAUAUAAUUACAUGCAUGUACAAAGAAAUUCUUAAAUUGGUGUAUUGACGACAGUGAAAAUCUGUGCUGAUGUAUUUUAUUUUUGCUUUAUAUAAUAAAUGUAUCUUCUAAUAAAAAGUU